UCCUUUCACAAGUUCAUCCAGCCAAUGUCCGUAGAAACGACAAAAUCUCUACAGCCGUCCUUCAUCAAGUCGCUACUACAAGUCUUUGCCAAUGAAUACAUACUGAUCUUGUCGUUGAUCUUUGGAGGUUGCUGCAGUAAUGUGUUUGCGCUGGAAAUCCUGGUUGGUGAUGCGCCAAAAAGUGGUCAAUUAAUCACUCUCGGUCAGUUUAUCUUUGUUGCUUUCGAAGGCUUGUUUCAUCAUGUGCAAUGGCCAAGCGCGUCUGGAUGCUGGUGGUGGCCAACUUUUCUACCAUCAUUAAAACCUCGCGCUGUACCCAUACAGCGAUGGUUCAUCUUGGUCGUUAUAUUUUACGUCGUCUCGGCUUUGAACAAUAUUGCUCUCGGCUACAAUAUAUCAAUGCCGUUGCAUAUCAUCUUCCGGAGCGGUGGCCUCAUUGUAAACAUGUUUUUGGGCUGGUUAUUGCUUGGCAAAAGAUAUUCAACCGGACAGGUGACGGCAGUCAUCUUGGUUACAAUAGGAGUUGUUUGGGCAACCAUCGCUUCAACUAAGUCUGACAGCAAGAAAGAGUCAGGGCCGUCGUCGAAUUUUGCUUUGGGAAUAUUGAUUUUGUCGAUUGCAAUGGUGCUUUCUGCUGGCUUGGGUCUUCUGCAAGAGAUUACUUAUCGCAAAUACGGAAAGGCUUGGAGGGAGGGUCUAUUUUACACUCAUGGACUAUCACUUCCGAUCUUUUUGUUUUUUUACAAGGACAUCUGGAAUCAAGUUCAGAUUUACAAUCAAUCACCUUUGGUUUCCCCGCUACAGGUGGUUGAGAAACUGCCUUUCGCCAAUGACUUGAUCUCAAUCAUACCUACAAGCAUUUUGGCUUCGUUGCAGAUGCCAAAACUAUGGUAUUAUCUCAUAAUGGACGUUUUGACCCAAUACGUUUGCAUUUCAGGGGUUAAUCGAAUGACAGCCAUAUCCACCUCACUGACGCUAAAUUUAGUGCUUAAUUUGCGAAAGUUUACAUCGUUGGUGAUAUCUAUCGUGUAUUUUAACAAUGCAUUUGAUAUGGGAGCCGUUUUUGGUUCAAUUCUGGUAUUCAUUGGUACAAUUCUGUAUACCCAAUCUGCAUCCAGACCGGCAGCACCGGCUAAAAAGUCGCAGUAAUGAGUCAAAUAGAGAGAUAUUAACAAUAAUCAAACUCAAUCAAUAUACAUUAUAAUCUUAUUUCAUAUCUUC
Messenger RNA from Umbelopsis ramanniana AG, 1221 nucleotides. RefSeq lists its product as uncharacterized. NCBI's taxonomy places the organism in Eukaryota, Fungi, Mucoromycota, Umbelopsidomycetes, Umbelopsidales, Umbelopsidaceae. The transcript has 7 exons. Gene Ontology annotation, biological process: transmembrane transport. The coding region runs from base 25 to 1149 and encodes 374 amino acids. Gene Ontology annotation, cellular component: endoplasmic reticulum membrane; Golgi membrane. Gene Ontology annotation, molecular function: UDP-N-acetylglucosamine transmembrane transporter activity. The record is from RefSeq and is a predicted model, not a curated record.